AUGGAUAAGACGUGGAUUUGGCUUCCAAGGAAUAGCCACGAGUAUUCAGAAGGAGCAACUAAUUUCGUGAAUUCGUCAGCAAGAAGAUUGGGAAGUCUUCUUGAAAUGCUAUGCCCUUGUAGAGACUGCCGCAAUCUGAGCCAUCAGUCACUGGAUAAAAUUGUGGAGCAUUUGGUGAUUAGGGGUAUGGAUAAGAAGUAUAAGAGUUCUCGUUGGAGUAUUCAUGGUGAAAAAAGAGAUUCUGCAGAAGACAGUGUACUUCAAUGUGAAACAGAGGCAUUUGAUUUGUUUAAGACAGCAUUCUCCAUGGACGAAGGUGGUCCAAACCCGACAACUGACAACGAAGAUGAUGAAGCACCAGAGGAACUUGAGUUUACAAAAAAGCUAAGAGAUGCUCAAACGCCAUUAUACUCGGGUUGUCUCAAGCACACAAAGGUUUCAGCUAUCAUGGGACUUUACAGAUUCAAGGUUAAAAGUGGUGUGUCGGAGAACUACUUUGAUCAGCUGUUGGUUUUACUUGAGGAUUUGCUACCUGAAGACAAUGUUCUUCCCAAGAGUUUAGCUGCAAUCAAGAAAUUUCUGAAGAUCUUUGGGUUCGGCUACGACAAUAUCCAUGCUUGCAAGAAUGAUUGCAUACUGUAUAGGAAGGAGUACGAGAACCUACAAAGCUGUCCAAGAUGCAAAGUUUCAAGAUGGGAAAUGGAUAAGCACAGUAAUGAGAUAAAGGUGGGGAUUCCGGCAAAGGUCCUAAGAUAUUUUCCAAUCAAGGACAGGUUUAGGAGGAUGUUUAGAUCAAAGAGGAUGGCUGAAGAUCUGCGUUGGCACUAUACCAAUGCCACUGAAGACGGUACAAUGCGGCACCCCGUUGAUUCUAUCUCUUGGGCACAAGUGAAUGCUAAAUGGCCAGACUUUGCUGCUGAUCCACGGAAUCUUCGACUUGGGAUUUCCACAGAUGGGAUGAACCCUUUCUCCAUGCAAAGCACCAAUCACAGCACAUGGCCAGUGUUGUUAGUGAACUAUAACACGCCUCCAACCAUGUGUAUGAAGGCUGAGAAUAUAAUGUUGACUUUGUUGAUCCCUGGUCCUACUGCUCCUGGUAAUAACAUAGAUGUUUACCUAGCACCACUGAUAGACGAUCUAAAAGAUUUGUGGGCUGAGGGUAUUGAAGUGUAUGACUCAUUUGCGAAGGAGAAUUUUAAUCUCAGAGCCUUGCUGCUUUGGAGUAUCAGUGACUAUCCAGCCUUAGGAACACUGUCUGGAUGUAAAGUAAAGGGGAAACAAGCCUGCAAUGUAUGCGGAAAGGAUACACCUGCAAGGUGGCUUAAGUUUAGCCGCAAGUUUGUCUACAUGGGUAACAGAAGGAGACUACCGCCUGGCCAUCGUUACAGAUAUAAAAAAGCUUGGUUUGACAACACUGUGGAGGAAGUGAAUGCGAAUAGGAUACAAACAGGCGCUGAGAUAUAUGAAACACUACAAGCUUUUACGAAUGAUUUUGGUAGACCUCUAGAGAAGGAAAAAAAAAGGAAAAGACUAGAGUUGGAAGAUGAUGAGAGGGUAGUGGAAGAAGAGUGUGAUGAAUCAAAUGAACUAUGGCGGUGGAAGAAGAGAUCAAUAUUCUUUGAUCUACCUUACUGGAAGGAGUUACCUGUUCGUCACAAUAUUGAUGUUAUGCACGUAGAAAAGAAUGUGUCUGAUGCUAUAUUGUCUCUGUUGAUGCAAAGUGCGAAGUCAAAAGAUGGGUUGAAAGCAAGAAAAGACUUAGAAGAUAUUGGAAUCAGAAAGCACUUGCACACAGAGGUGAGGGGAAAGAAAACAUACUUACCUCCUGCUGCCUACUGGUUAUCGAAGAAAGAGAAGACCAUUUUUUGCCAAAUUAACCCUCCAAAUAUUGGUAGUUUAAAGUCGCAUGAUCAUCAUGUCCUAGUACAGAACUUGUUACCAGCUGCAUUAAGAGGGUUGUUACAUAGGGGUCCUAGGAUAGCCAUAAAUAGAUUAUGCAGUUACUUCAAUAGGUUGUGUCAGCGCAUCAUUGACCCAGAGAAACUUAUAUCCAUGGAAACAGAGUUUGUGGAAACAAUGUGUCAGCUGGAGCGCUUCUUCCCUCCAGCCCUUUUUGAUAUCAUGUUUCACCUACCAAUACAUCUAUCAAAAGAGGCACGCUUGGGAGGACCAGUUCACUUCCGCUGGAUGUAUCCCUUUGAAAGGUACAUGAAAACACUAAAGGCUUUUGUGAAGAAUUAUGCAAGGCCAGAAGCAUGUAUGGCUGAGGCGUAUUUGGCUGGAGAAUGCGUUGCAUUCUGUUUAGAGUUCCUUAAAGAUUCAGUACCAGUUCAAGAAGCAGUUAAUCGUAAUGAAGAUGUCGAGACUGACACAAUGGUGGUUGAAGGCCGACCUCUGCAGAAGGGUAUAGAGGUUACCCUUUCAGAUAAAGAUAGAGACAUUGCACAUCGCUAUGUGCUAAUGAACAUGGCAUCUUUGGAUCCAUUUCUUGAGUAA
Molecule: messenger RNA, 2496 nt
Organism: Raphanus sativus (radish)
Lineage: Eukaryota; Viridiplantae; Streptophyta; Magnoliopsida; Brassicales; Brassicaceae
Exons: 5
Coding region: 1-2496 (831 amino acids)
Source: RefSeq, a predicted model, not a curated record